AUGAUUGGGCUCGAUCCUCGUAUAGUGUUCUGGGCUCUCUAUCGGCCUACGAGAUAUGAUAUCGUCGGUGGAUUUACGGAAAGAGCAAUUGAUAUCCUAAAUAUUAGGAGCAACAAAAUUUGUUUAUAUUGUCUCUAUUAUUCUGCCCAGCACGUAUUAGUAUACGGCUAUACCGUAUACGAUCAAUGUGUUCAGGUUUUUGGAACACCUACAAAAGGCUUUAAGUACCGCUUCGUCGUGAAAGGAUAUCUCUACUGCCUUUAUCAACGGCCCUUAAUUAGCGAUAUACUGCCGCUAAUUAUAAGCCCCUUAAUCCUUACUAUCGACGGCGGGGGAGAUUACCCUUUACAGGACGUUGUUGAUCUUACUAUUAGUAUAAGUUUAGGUAGUCUGAUAGUCCUUGGACUAUUUCUUAUACGCUGGGAUAUUUCCUGUUAUAAUUCCCGUGUAUUCGAUACAGUGCUUAAAGAUACUUUUAGUAAGAAUCGGUGUGUUUUCGGUGUUUCUUCCGAUGAUCCUAGUGGGUCUUUGUAUACGGGGUCGAAAUUUGGAGUCGUGACUAUAAGUAUCUCCAAAGAUACAGAUACGUUUGUUAUAGACCUUAGAAUCGGUACCUUUCAGGACGGUGGCCUAAAAUAUAACUUCGCGGGUGAAAUCGCUCAGCAAAUUUCCUAUCAAAUUUGGCUAUAUUCUAAAGGAUCUACGCGAAUAAUAUCACUUAGUACCGGAGCUGCGGAGCCUCAAAGCAAUCAUUCUACCCCAUAUUUCCGUUAUAUCUUUCGUGAUAGAUUUAUACGUCGUGGAUUUGAUCGAAGAAUAAAGAGCCGUAUAAACGAAGUAAACCGACCAGAUUACUAUCGCUUAAAUAUAACUCUUAGGGCGCUCCCUAGCCACAUUGAUACUGUGGAGUCAAUAGAUAAUUAUCGAGACCUUGUUUUGCUUCAAUAUAGAAGCGCUCGGAUAGCCCGGGAAGCGGCGAUCACCUUCCUAAUCUCUCGAUUUUACUUUGUUCUUAUUAGUGUCGCGGUACUAUACGGUGUAAAGGACCAGCUCGAAGCCGCUCCAAAGGCUCCACCCUUAGGGCCUCAGCUAUACCUCGGAUUGCGGGAUAGUCGAUACUAUAGCUAUCCAAUUGUAUUCCUUGUACGUUAUAUCGAUAAGCGGAAGAUAGAGUGCGAGUUAGGGCUCAAGAUAGGCGGCGCAAGCGUGAUUCGGCGGAUUCUCGGAGCGAGAGACGAAAAAGAAUUUGUAACUAGCGUAUAG
Messenger RNA from Penicillium vulpinum, 1263 nucleotides. RefSeq lists its product as uncharacterized. The record is from RefSeq and is a predicted model, not a curated record. Bases 1 to 1263 code for a protein of 420 amino acids. Lineage: Eukaryota; Fungi; Ascomycota; Eurotiomycetes; Eurotiales; Aspergillaceae. The transcript is spliced from 13 exons.